Austrofundulus limnaeus is the source of this 1288-nucleotide messenger RNA. RefSeq names its product P43 5S RNA-binding protein (gene 42sp43). The transcript has 9 exons. Bases 30 to 1130 code for a protein of 366 amino acids. The record is from RefSeq and is a predicted model, not a curated record. Gene Ontology annotation, cellular component: nucleus. NCBI's taxonomy places the organism in Eukaryota, Metazoa, Chordata, Actinopteri, Cyprinodontiformes, Rivulidae.
AAAUAAAAUUCAGAUAUCGGGCGACGACGAUGAUUGGGGUCCGUGGCGGGAAGCCUCGUACGCUCACCUGCGCGCACGCGGAMUGCGGAGCUACUUUUUCGAGGCAGUGGAAACUAAAGGAACACGAGACCGUGCACACCGGAGCACGCCCGUGUCCAUGCACAGUUGCUGGUUGUGGUCGAAGCUUCAGGAGAAAAUCCCACCUGAGCCGCCACAUGGUUCUGCACAGAGGAGUCAAGAAGUUCCAAUGCCAGAUCUCCAGCUGUGGGAGGACUUUCUUCUACGCAGACAAGCUGAAGAGGCACGCCCUCUGUGCUCAUGGAGACAAAAACAGGUUUMAGUGCAGCCAGCCCAACUGCUCCUUAACCUUCAAAAAGCGCAGAUUGUUUAAGCUGCACCUACAGGAGCACGGUGUGGCUGCAAAGUUCAAAUGUUCCAAAGAUGGAUGUGCYGCUACGUUUGACUCUCACACUGCUCGUAAAGCUCAUGAAAAGAAGCAUGCAGGUUACCGAUGCCAUCAUCCGAACUGUCAGGUGCUGGAGCACACCUGGAGCAAGCUUCAGAAGCACAUGACCAAACAUGCAGCCACGUUCACGUGCGCGGUAUGUAAGAAGGUGUUCAAGAAGGCRGACGCUCUCCGGCAGCACAAACGGAAACACGCGUCCCUGAAGCCCGUGCUGAUGUGCCCCCGAGACGAGUGCCAGGCCUAUUUCUCCACGACCUUUAACCUGGAGCACCACAUCCGCAAAGUUCACCUGCAGCUCCUCAAGUACAAAUGCUCCUUCCCCGGCUGCCCACGCACGUUUGCAAUGCGGGAGAGCAUGGACAGACACCUCCUUCGCCAUGAUCCAAGUGCCGCAGCUCUGAGGAAACGCAGGAAGCCCAAGAAACCCUGGCAGAAGCGUCUGAAUGGAAGCCAGCAGCCGUCUGUGGAGGAGAACCUGCGCCGCCUCUUCACGCUGCGCAUGUGCGUCUCCAGACGCUCCAAAGUGGAGGCCGACCUGUCGGGCCUCUUCAACGAGAGGAAGAUCCCGCACCAYGUGGACCCCGAGGUCAACCUGCGGGACCUGUUCAAGGUGAAGCAGAGCCGUCCUGUGGAGGCUCCCGAGGCUGCGCCGGUGACCAGCUGAACAUCUGCAGGAGAAAUGGUUUUCAUAUCAGAAUUGGGUCUUUUUAGUUCCAGAGCAGUUUUUUUGUUCAUGUGAUUCAACGUGGUUGUAAAUUUAAUCAAAGUGAUUUUAUUUUAUGURUCGACCCAAUAAAAUGAGUUCAGUUUUGCUCAGUUGCA